This is a messenger RNA of Petromyzon marinus (sea lamprey), 4857 nucleotides long. Lineage: Eukaryota; Metazoa; Chordata; Hyperoartia; Petromyzontiformes; Petromyzontidae. The record is from RefSeq and is a predicted model, not a curated record.
CGUGACGUCACGCGCAGUCCCAAGCACCGCGUGACGUCACGCUCCCGACAACCAUGGCCACCGGCGGCAGCAGCUAGGAGGAGAAGGCUCAGGGUGAACGUUUCAAUCCGCCGCAUCCGCCGCGCUCGCGCGCCUCAGCCGCCAACAUUUCGAGCGGAACAUAUCCCGCACAAGUCGCCGCGCUCGCCGGCGCCAAUAUUUCUGCGAUCCCGCGCAAGACCCACCAUUGUCCCCGCAGCUCGGCGAGCGCCACGGCGACCCGGCCUCGAACCAUGGAGUUGCGCAUCGGCAAUAAGUACCGGCUGGGCCGAAAAAUCGGCAGCGGCUCCUUCGGCGACAUCUACCUGGGCACCAACAUCGCGACGGGUGAGGAGGUGGCCAUCAAGCUAGAGUGCGUGAAGACCAAGCACCCUCAAUUGCACAUUGAGAGCAAGAUCUACAAGCUGCUGCAGGGCGGGGUCGGCAUCCCCGUGAUCAAGUGGUGUGGCGCGGAGGGCGACUACAAUGUGAUGGUGAUGGAGCUGCUAGGCCCCAGCAUGGAGGACCUCUUCAACUUCUGCUCCCGCAAGUUCAGCCUUAAGACCGUGCUGCUGCUCGCUGACCAGAUGAUCAGCCGCAUCGAGUACCUGCACUCGAAGAACUUCAUCCACCGUGACAUCAAGCCCGACAACUUCCUUAUGGGCCUGGGCAAAAAGGGCAACCUCGUCUACAUCAUCGACCUGGGCCUGGCGAAGAAGUACCGCGACUCGCGCACCCACCAGCACAUCCCCUACCGCGAGAACAAAAACCUGACGGGCACGGCGCGAUACGCCUCCAUCAACACCCACCUGGGCAUCGAGCAGAGCCGGCGGGACGACCUGGAGUCCCUGGGCUACGUGCUCAUGUACUUUAACCUGGGCUCGCUGCCCUGGCAGGGCCUAAAGGCGGCCACAAAGCGCCAGAAAUACGAGCGCAUCAGCGAGAAAAAGAUGUCUACGCCGAUCGAGAUGCUCUGCAAGACUUACCCCUCCGAGUUUGCGACGUACCUCAACUUCUGCCGCUCGCUGCGAUUCGACGACAAGCCCGACUACUCGUACCUGCGGCAGCUCUUCCGCAACCUGUUCCACCGGCAGGGCUUCUCCUACGACUACGUGUUCGACUGGAACACGCUCAAGUUUGGAGGCAGUCGUGCCGGCCAGGAGGAGGCCGGGCGAGAGCGGCGUGAGCGGGAGGAGCGACUCAACGGCACGCACGCUCACGUGCCUACACGCGCGCUGCCCGGCUCGGCCGCUGGCAGAAUCCGGCAGGACCACGCUGCCAUGCCAGCCCCCCUCUCUCCCACACACCAGCCUCCCGGGGUGGUGGGUACCCGUCCAUCCGUGCGCCCCGAGCAGGACCGCAAGGUGAGCAUGCGUCUGCACCGCGCCGCGCCCGUCAACCGCUCCUCCUCCGACCUGACGGGCGGGCAGGAGCCCCUCCCCCGCGUCGCCUCCAAGUAUUGUAGCUCACUGCCGCCUGCCACUGAGCGACUGCGCCACUAUGCCAAACGGACACGCGUUGGCGCGUUCAUGACGCUGCCUGCCGCCAUCUCGUCCAGCAGCGGGCUGAACUCGGCAGCCCUGCGCCGGAGCAGCGCGUCGGGCCGGGCCGAAGACGGAGACGCCAUGUCGCGCUCCAACUCCUCCCGCGUGCUCAAGAAGUGACGGCCCCCGCUCCCCCCGUGCCCCCCUCCCCCUCCGUGCCAGCCCCCCACAAGACUCUCCUCCCCCCGUCGCGCCCGGGACGAGCAGCCCUCUGGACCGCGCGCCACCCACGGCGCCGCGGCUGCUUCUCUCCGCGCCGCCCACGUGCGUGAAGAGCGCCCCCCCACGACCCCACGCUCACGGCGGAACCCGGCUUUCCCCCCCCCCCCCCCCCCCCCCCGCGGCUCUUGGAACCCCUCCCCUGCGUGCCCUCCCCCUCCCCUCCCAGGCGUGAACUGUGCUCACCCGGUGCCCGUAAAGAGGGAGAUGGAAUUUAAAACACGGCGCUGUCAACUGAACAAAACGUCCCCCCCCCCGCCGACACCGCCCGGCACAAUCUGCACUGUGACGCGUGGAGGGGGGAGGGGGUGUGGUGUGGGGCGGAGUGGUGGGGGGCGGAGUGGUGGGGGGGGUGUCGUGCUCAGUCUCCGACUACCGCGCGCGAUUUGCUGGCAACACCCCCAGCCCCUCCGCAUCGAGGUGUGCGGGGAGUUUCUCUCCCGUGGGGGAGGGGGGGAGUGGUUGGGGCUCGCGCGAAUGACGGCGUCAACCGGCGCACCUGCAGGGUGCCGAGCUGUGGCCUUGCGCUCCGCUGCUGCUGCUGCUGCUGCUGCGGACGGGCGGAGUGUGUUGCGGCCGUUGAGUCCGAUGCCUCGUCUUAGCUGAACCCCGUUAGACUGGGUUUAGAAAGCCGAGCCGUGUUAAAGACUGUUCUUAGCUGAGCCGGGUUAGACCCGGCUCGGCUAGGCAAUGUUGCCACCCGUCUUAGCUGAGCCGCGUUAAACCUGUCUUAUUGAGAGCUGUGUUUAAACGAUUUUAAUUGAGCUGUGUUUGGCUUUGGCUGAUCUUUAUUAGACAGGACUUGGUUUAAGCUGUGUUAAUCCGGUCUCAGCUGCACCGUUAGACUGGGAUUUAGCAGGACUGUGUUAAACGGACUGGGCUUGGCUGAGCUCUUAAGACCACACAAGUUGGAGGGGCUUGGAUUGGGAGGAGUUGGGGGGGGGGGCUGGCCCUGAUGGUGCUGGGAAGGUGGGGAGACUUGGCGACCGUGAGUCUGCUGCGCUUGUGCCAGCUCCAUGGGGGGGGGGUGCUUUGCUCAAAUGGCUCUUGGUUUUUUUCUUUUAUCCGUUUCUCUUGUGAAUUUCAUUUUCUCUUGGCUGUUUGUGUACUAAUGGGCAUAUUGCAUUUUUUGAGAUUGAAUGGGUUUUGGAUGCAGCCUUGAUUGUCCUGUUCAUGCUGGAAAAAGGCUUUUGUAAGCUAAACAUUCUGCAGAGUACCUUUUUUCCAAUCUGCUCUGCAAGUGGCCGCCACAUGAAUCUGCGACACCCCCCCCCAUCCACCCUCCGUGCGCGCACGGGUGGUUUCACGGCGCGACUGAUCGGCGCACCGUUGCCGCGCCCCACAAGCAACCGCCAAACAUGGGCGCGGAGAGAUCAACGCGGGCGGGCGGGCGGGCGGGCGGGCGCAAGCCGGAGAGAUCGUCGACUGAAGGCGGGCCCGGUUCUUCAGGAUGGCGACGACCUUUAAUGAACUCUGUCGAUUCUCUUAAUUCUUCCAAAAAUGAAUUUGUUGUGAGUUGUGUUUAACCCCCCCCCCUCCUUCCCCCUCUCUCCCCCUCCCUCCCCCUCUCUCCCCCUCCCCCAUCACAUGUAACCGUGCAAGGUCCCUCGAGCGUGUUAGUCGGUGGCCAGUGUGUUUGCUAGAAGAGUUGUCGGUGCUCAAUGUUGUUGGGAUUCAUUGAAAGAUGUUGUAGUUGAGAGAUUGUGGGGGGGAGGGGGGGGGGAUUUGCCGAGAUGGGGAGGGGGUCAGGGAGGAGCCGGCGGCGACGAGGUGAUUUAUGUUGCUCCGUCCACACUACGGAGUUAGGGGGGGGGGUCAGCGGGAAGCAAGUCGUAGGUUCCUGUGGAAGUCGUCGCGAUGUUGGCUGUGCGAGUCCCAUCGCCCAGGUCGCUUGACUGUGGACAAGGCUCGCCUGUGCCCAGUCCCCUGGCAGGCCGAGCAGGCCUUGAGCCCAGCCAUAACCAGCAGGGCCAUAGCCACACGCGCGUGCGUGGUUUGAAGCCGCGAUAUCCACGUAAGCCCUUCACGUUCAGAGUGCUGCUGCGGUGUUAUGGUUAUGAGUGGACACACCUGCAGUUUGUUGGUUGGCAAGGCAGUGUGUGGCAGGGUCAAUUGCUGCUCAUCUCAUCCGGGACAUGUCUGGCCACCGUGCAAAGUGAGACCAAAAUACCCUCCAGAGUGGCCCUCGGGCUCCCGUGUAGUGGAGGCUUUUCUGCCAACAGCAGCGGCGUUAGCAAGCAAUCGCAGGGCUGCACUUCUACCUGGAUAAAUGUUCUGAAUGUCGGAGCUAGGCUCCGCCCUUGGCGGUGUGCAGCUCGUGCUGCUUUACCCGCAUUGACCAGCGCGGUGAAGUAUGGCCAUGUAACUCUCAGCCCCGCAUUGUGCGGGGAGACCCUCCAGCAUUAGCUUGCCAACCAGGGCUGUAAAUGUUCUCUGCUUUAAACGACAGGUGUAGGUAAAAUGCCACUAAGAUGUUUGGUGCGCGGUGAGACGGCCUUGCCACCCCCCCCACCCAAACCCAGCGGUGGUUGGGGGUGCAGAGGUCGCACACUUUCCGCCGCUCUCUCGAGCGACGCGUGAACUGCGCACCGCUCGGUGUUGAGAGCUCCCGUUGCGUCUCCCGUAGCGGCGGCGUUCCUAGACUCACACCGCUCUGGUCUUCCCAGGGGGGGGUGGGGGUGGGGGGAGUGGGCGAACGGGGGUUGGGGGGGGGGUGACCCAUCUGGUGCGGGUGAAUUGGGGAAGGCACGGGGAUCUUUUUCAAUCAACCCUGGCUUCUAACGUCACUCGCUAGGCCGGUGUGGGUAACCACAGCCAAUCGGCAGGGUGAGCAGUCGGGGGUGAGCCCCCACCAUCCCACUAUGGCCCCCUGGUGACGAAGCCGCCACUCAGUUGGAUCCCCACCCGGUGUGGCGCUCUGUAGAGAAACGUUCAUAUCUUUUUUUUUCACUCCCCAACUUUAUUUUAGUUUUUUUUUUCCCGUGGAGUCUGCUUGCUUUCUGUAUUUAUUAAUGUCAGUCGUAGGUUUUAGCCAUAGAUAUAAGACAUUUAUAAUAAAAAAAAAUCUUUUUAAAGA